This is a messenger RNA of Hibiscus syriacus, 804 nucleotides long. RefSeq lists its product as uncharacterized. The record is from RefSeq and is a predicted model, not a curated record. Gene Ontology annotation, biological process: DNA integration. Lineage: Eukaryota; Viridiplantae; Streptophyta; Magnoliopsida; Malvales; Malvaceae. The transcript is spliced from 3 exons. Gene Ontology annotation, molecular function: nucleic acid binding. Bases 1 to 804 code for a protein of 267 amino acids.
AUGGACUUUAUUGAAGGGUUUCCACCUUCAGCAAAACACAACUGUAUUUUGGUGGUGAUUGAUAAAUUUACUAAGUAUGCUCAUUUUAUGCCAUUGUCACAUCCCUACACAGUGGUGCAAGUGGCUAAGAUAUAUUUGGAUCAGGUUUAUAAGCUUCAUGGUCCUCCAAAGGUAUCUAUUUCUGAUAGAGACAAGUCUUUCACUAGUCUAUUCUGGCAGGAGUUACUUAAGCAAUUGGGGACAACUACACUUUUCAGUACUGCCUAUCAUCCAGAGCCAGAUGGGCAAACUGAGAGACUCAACCAAUGCUUAGAACAGUAUCUCAGAAGGGAUUCUAGAGUGGAUGUAGUUCAAACUAUGAUGCAAGACAGAGAGCAAUUUAAUGCUUUACUACGUGAACAACUCAUGCAAGCCAGUAAUAGAAUGAAGCAGAUUAUUGAUAAACAUCGUACAGAAAGGGAUUUUAAGGUGGGAGAGGAAGUUUACCUAAAAUUACAGCCUUACAGACAGACAUCACUUGCUCUAAGGAGAAACCUGAAGCUUGCUGCUCGAUAUUUCGGUCCCUAUAAAAUACAAAAAAAUUGGUCAGGUUGCAUAUCGACUGGAAUUGCCACCAGAGUCAAAAUUGCAUCCAGUGUUUCAUAUUUACCCAUCCGUCUUGAAUUCACGAGAGAUUACCAGACAAAAGAGCGAGUCAUGCAGUUCCUUAUACAAUGGAUAAAUAUGAGACCAGACGAUGCCACUUGGGAAGACUACACGGUGUUGAAGAAUCAGUUUCCUAAUUUCGAUCAUUGGGGACAAUGA